AUGGGUCCACCAAGCUAGUGAUGUGUCAAUUACUAGCGAAACCUUGACAUCAGAAUGUAUGUAUAUUUGGGUCCCGCGCACUGAGGUGUCAGUUCCUAGGUAGGUGAAGUGUAGGCAUAAGUUACAGGACACGGGCUGUGGGCAUUGUCUUUAUGUGAAUAGUGUUGUGUUGCUUGGCUUUGAUUUAUUGUGCCUCUCCAUAUAUGGUUUCUUCUGCUUCUGGGUUGGAGACGGAGUCAAAAGCGUUAGUCAAGCCAAAUCCUUAUCACCCUGCCCCACUAGGAAAGUGAAAUAACACACAUAUUGUCUCCCGAGAUUCUCAUCUUUUCCUCCAUGUAUUUCCCAUUUCAAAAACACACAAAAACAUAUUCUCUCUCUCUUCUUCUUGAAAUCAGUUGGUGGGACAGCCUCUGUUUCUUUUGUCAGGAUUCCCUUGCACAAUAACAAUGGAGAAUGGAAAUGGACUACAAACAAAGUAUUAAAUUGAGAAGCCCCACUCCUCAGUAAAAGAGUAAAAACCAGAAUCUCUCUCUUUAAGAACCUGCUCUUUCCCAUUAGAUUUUUUUCCCUUCUCAGAAGAAGAAGAAAGCAAAACCAUGGCUAGAGCUUUCCAAGACUCCUCCAAGAGACACUUCCACUGGACAAAAAAGGUGGGAACUGAAGACGAUGAAGUGCCGACCUUGAAGCCCACUUCUUCAAACACCUCAGAGGAAGUGAAUACGGAGAGCGUCAAGACCCAUGUUGCCAUGCCGACACCCAGGAGGAAGCUCCCAGCGGUGGCAGUUGCAAGACUCCGGUCCGUUCUCACUGCCUUGGGGAAGAACCGCUCGAGCUUAACCCACGCUCUGGGGCCAAGAGUGGUGGGAACCCUGUUCGGCAACCGGCGUGGGCAUGUCCACUUCGCAUUCCAAAGGGAUCCCAAUUCGCCUCCAGCGUUUCUCGUCGAGCUUGCGACGCCGAUCAGUGUACUGGUUCGGGAAAUGGCAUCUGGGUUGGUGAGGAUUGCGUUGGAGUGCGAUAAACAGAAAGAGGAAGAGAAGAAAUCGGUGAGGCUACUGGAAGAGCCUGUAUGGAGAACUUACUGCAACGGUAAAAAAUGCGGUUUUGCAACGAAGAGGGAAUGCGGCGCUAAGGAAUGGAAGGUUCUGAAAGCUGUGGAACCAAUUUCAAUGGGUGCAGGAGUCCUGCCGGGGAUCGGAACAGAGGCGGGCACCGCGGACGGGGAACUCAUGUACAUGAGAGCUAAGUUUGAGAGAAUUAUUGGCUCAAGAGAUUCUGAAGCUUUCUAUAUGAUGAAUCCGGAUAGCAAUGGAGCUCCUGAGCUCAGUAUCUACUUGCUUAGAGUCUAAAAAAGCUGCCAUGGACGCUCUGACCCAAAAUUUCUGGACUCCUCAGCCAUGGAAAUGGAGCUAUAGUCCUUUGUUUCCUCAAAAUUUCAUCUUUUUCAUUUUUCUUUUGCUUUUUGGGGUGAAAAUGGAAGUGGGUAUAUUGUAAUCUAGUUUUAGGUGGAGGGGGAUACAAUAGAACAUGAUGUGGGGU
Molecule: messenger RNA, 1539 nt
Organism: Rubroshorea leprosula
Lineage: Eukaryota; Viridiplantae; Streptophyta; Magnoliopsida; Malvales; Dipterocarpaceae
Source: the annotation of a GenBank genome assembly